CCUUAGCGGGAGCACAGCCGUGUGGCGUCGUGAGAAGGACGGUUUGUUGUGUAUCGCUGGGGUGGGAGCAGAGUCUCUUUGCGGCCCGCGGACAGGCUGAGAAAAUGACAGGAAGAGCUAGAGCCAGAGCAAGAGGAAGACCUCCAGGACAGGAGACUGCUAUUCCUUCUGUAGGAGCUGCAUCUCUUCAACAGACUUUGUCAAGUCAGCCACCCCAUCAUCGGCAACCUCAGCAGCCCUGUGCUCCUCCAGCAGCAUCAGAAGAUCUUGGUGGCCGUGGGCGACAGAGGGGCCCCCAGGGUAUUCCACAAGGCCAGAAUGGGAGAAGGCCAGAAGGAUUACAGAUUUCUGCAGGAUUUCAGGAACUGUCUUUAGCAGAUAGGGGUGGACGUCGUAGAGAUUUCCAUGACCUUGGGGUAAAUACUCGGCAAGCCAUAGAACAUGUUCAAGAAUCAAAAACUGGUUCUUCAGGUACGAUGAUAAAAUUAACUACAAAUUACUUUCGAUUGACGUCUCGACCUCAGUGGGCUUUGUAUCAGUACCACGUUGGCUAUAGUCCCGAGAUGGAAGCACGUCGUCUUCGAUCAGCUUUGCUUUUUCAGCAUGAAGAGCUAAUUGGAAAGACACAUGCAUUUGAUGGAUCAAUACUAUUCUUGCCAAAAAAACUAGGGAAUAAGGUUACUGAGGUGUCUAGUAGGACUCGAAAUGGAGAGGAUGUGAAGAUAACAAUCACGCUAACUAAUGAGUUGCCACCUACUUCACCUACAUGUCUACAAUUUUACAACAUCAUUUUUAAAAGGCUCUUGAAGAUGUUGAAUUUGCAGCAGAUUGGACGUAAUUAUUACAACCCUGGUGACCCAAUCAGCAUCCCUAAUCACAGGUUGACAGUUUGGCCGGGCUUCACAAGUUCUAUCCUCCAGUAUGAGGAAAGCAUUAUGUUAUGUACAGAUGUGAGCCAUAAGGUUCUUCGCAGUGAAACAGCGUUGGAUUUUAUGUAUGGUCUAUAUUACCAGGUUGAAGAACAAAGAUUUAGAGAUACCUGUGCUAAAGAGCUAAUAGGUUUAAUUGUUCUUACAAAGUACAAUAACAGAACAUACAGAGUUGAUGACAUCGACUGGGAUGCCAACCCACAGUGUACCUUUAGAAAAGCGGAUGGUUCUGAGAUCAGCUACGUGGACUACUACAAAAGGCAAUAUAAUCAGGAAAUUACUGACUUGAACCAGCCAGUCUUGAUCAGUCAGUCUAAGAGGAAGAGAGGGAGCAUGAUGCCAGGACCUGUGGUUCUAAUUCCAGAGCUGUGCUUCCUAACAGGAUUAACUGAGAAGAUGCGUAAUGAUUUUAAUAUGAUGAAAGACUUGGCUAUUCAUACACGACUGCCACCUGAUCAGAGGCAACGUGAAAUUGGAAGACUUAUUGACUACAUCCGAAAAGAUGACAGUGUUCAGAAGGAACUCCGAAACUGGGGUUUAAGCUUUGAUUCUAAUUUAUUGUCCUUCUCGGGAAGAGUUGUUCAAGGAGAAAAGAUUCUUCAAUCAGGAAAUGUGUUUGAUUACAAUCCUCAGUUUGCUGAUUGGUCAAAAGAAACUAGGGGAGUUCCCUUAAUCUGUGCAAAGCCCCUGGACAACUGGUUAUUGAUAUACACACGGCGCAACUAUGAUAUUGCUAAUACAUUACUUCAAAAUCUGUUUAAAGUCACACCAUCUAUGGGAAUCAGAAUGAACAAGGCAACCAUGAUUGAAGUAGAUGAUAGAACAGAAGCUUAUUUAAGGGUUUUACAGCAAAGUGUUACCCCUGACACAAACAUAGUAGUUUGUGUUUUGUCUAGUUCCCGAAAGGAUAAAUAUGAUGCUAUCAAGAAAUACUUAUGUACAGAGUGUCCCAUUCCAAGUCAAUGUGUGAUUGCUCGCACUUUAAGCAAGCCACAGACUGCUUUGGCCAUAGCAACAAAAAUUGCCUUACAAAUGAACUGCAAAAUGGGUGGAGAACUUUGGAGUGUUGAGAUUCCACUGAAACAGGUAAUGAUUGUGGGAAUCGAUUGUUACCAUGACACUUUAUCUGGGAAGCAGUCAAUUGCAGGAUUUGUCGCUAGCCUGAAUCAAACAAUGACGCGGUGGUUCUCCCGCUGUGCUGUUCAAGGUCGUGGGCAAGAACUUGUGGAUGGGCUCAAAACCUGCUUGCAAACUGCUCUAAGAGACUGGUUCAAGUGGAAUAAGUAUUUGCCCUCUCGUAUUAUUGUGUAUCGUGAUGGUGUGGGAGAUGGACAACUAAAUACGUUGGUUAAUUAUGAAGUGCCUCAAUUUCUGGAUUGCUUGAAGAGCGUUGGGAAAGACUACAAUCCAAGACUUACUGUGAUAGUUGUGAAGAAACGAGUGAAUACCAGAUUCUUUGCACAGUGUGGAGCAGCACUUAAAAACCCACCCCCUGGUACUGUUGUUGAUGUGGAGGUUACCAGACCAGAGUGGUAUGAUUUCUUUAUUGUGAGUCAGGCGGUGAGAAACGGUUGUGUUGCACCCACUCAUUAUAACGUAAUUUAUGACACUAGCAAACUGAAACCUGAUCAUGUACAACGUUUAACCUACAAACUUUGCCACAUGUACUAUAACUGGUCGGGUGUUAUCAGAGUACCUGCUCCUUGCCAAUAUGCUCAUAAACUGGCUUUCCUUGUUGGCCAGAGUAUUCACAGGGAACCAAACCUGUUGCUUUCAGACAGACUUUACUAUCUUUGAAGUUGAGUUACCAGUUAAAAAAAAUAGUGUAGUUCCUUUCUAGGGAAUGUAGAACUGUCUGGAUUUUUGUUUUGGUUUUGUUUGUUUUUAAGACAUGCAUUGGAUAAUGAGUAUGUGCAGUUGUGGAAAUUUAAUUUCAUUGUUGCAGCAAAAAAUUUGAAAUAGCAGAUCUGCAUUUUGAAUAGGUCUCUGCUCGCUAUAGAAACUAAAUUUUUUAUUAUUUUUUAAUACUUAUUUACUAAAGUGUUUCUGGUAUUCUUCACAAGAGAUUAUCAGUUCUUAUUUUGUUUUGGGGAAGUCUUACACUGAAUUAUUUUUUGCAUACAAGAUAUAUAGUUGUGCAAACUUCUGCAGCUAGCAGAUUACACUUUCAUUUUUUAAAUUGCAAUUAUUAUUUCCUUGUUUUUCUUGUGUGUUAAAGUGAGGGUAGAAUUUUGUGUCCUAAACUAUUUAGUAUCUUAAAAAGAGGCUAUCAGGUGUUCUUGGUUAUCAAGGCUUUGUUUUAAGAUGGCGUAGUGCUGCAAAACCUAUGGAAGGGUUCUUAAUCCUUCUCUUGUAAAAGAUUUGCAGACCAGCCAGAAACUGUCUUGUGCUAUAGAAGCACCUUUAUCAUCUGAGGCUUUGGUAUUCUCUCCACAAAAAGUGAUGGCUUUGACUUGGCUUGCGUGCUGUUAUGGGGGCUGUGGGACUUACCAUGGAAUUUCCUAUUGGCAUGCUAUUUCUUAGUAGAUAGGAAGUUGCAAGACUACACAGUGUGAGUAAAACAUUGUUUUAGACAACUGCAAAUUCAUAACUGGAAUAAACUAAGUUUCUGGUUGACAUUGUUUAACUGCAUGCUUGUUAAAUAAGAAAAAUAAUUCCCAUCAAAGAAUAUCGGUGCACUGAUGGGUAAAAAGUAGUUUUACUACUCAUGUUUUUUUUUGGUUGUGCAGUUCCAAGUAGCAGGAAGUGCUUUGGCCUUGGUUUGUAUUGUACUUCCAAGAUUUUAACUGGUGACUAUUCAGCAGCAGUCACUUAAUUUGUAAAGCAAGUAGUGGUUGUGUUGAUGGAAGUCUGAUUUCACGUUUUUGCAUUACCAGGCGCAGAGUCAAACUAGUGCAAAUGGAAGAAUUUGGAUUAGUGCUGGUUUUUUACUUAACUUGUGAACCUUGUUCCUCUUCUUUGUGAGAUUUAAAUAAAGUUGUUGCUGUAA
Messenger RNA from Tyto alba (common barn owl), 3918 nucleotides. RefSeq names its product piwi like RNA-mediated gene silencing 1 (gene PIWIL1). The transcript is spliced from 21 exons. Gene Ontology annotation, cellular component: P granule. Lineage: Eukaryota; Metazoa; Chordata; Aves; Strigiformes; Tytonidae. Gene Ontology annotation, biological process: regulatory ncRNA-mediated gene silencing. Bases 105 to 2726 code for a protein of 873 amino acids. The record is from RefSeq and is a predicted model, not a curated record. Gene Ontology annotation, molecular function: protein binding; piRNA binding.